CAGAGUCAGUCCAGCAGGAGUGCCACAUAAUCAAGUCAAAGCCAGGCAGGUUUAAAUCAGUCGUUGGAUGUUUUACUUUAUUUAAACGUCUCAUUCGGUCUAAUAAUUUCAGGGGAUAAUUAUGUGGAAUGUAUUUUUCUUUUCAACAAUGUUUAUCAAGAUACUAAAGUUCCCAGCUGGUCUGUUUUCGUUUAUCUAUCUCAAUAGCAACCAGACCUUGCCAGCAACAAAGCGACAUUUGUGAAGUGUACUAUUUUUUUUCUUCCAUCGGUGUGUUUAACCAAAGUUUGCGUGGUUUAUGUAAUGUAACGAGAGUGGUAGUUCCAAUUAACCAGCUAACUAGCUAAUCGCUAUUAUCGAGUUCCAAACGCAGUUUUAGGUCCUCUGGUCAUGGCUAAAGACCCGUUGGCCGAAGCUGGUCUUCAUUUUGAUGAACUCAACAAACUGCGAGUACUCGAGCCUGAUGUGAGCCAGAAAACCGUUGAGCUCAAAGAGGAAUGCGAGGACUUCGUUGACAAGAUAGGUCAGUUUCAGAAAAUUGUAGGUGGACUUAUUGAACUUGUGGAUGAGCUAGCAAAGGAAGCCGAAACUGAAAAAAUGAAGGCCAUAGGUGCAAGAAAUUUACUGAAAUCGGUUGAAAAGCAACGGGAGGCUCAGCAGCAACAGCUUCAGGCUCUGAUUGUAGAAAAGAAAAUGCAGUUGGAAAGGUAUUCAAUCGUAUUAGGCCUGUAAUCAGAGUCAGACUGCAUAUAUUGUGUUCUUAAAGGAAAAGUGCACCCAAAAAAUUAAUAUUUUGCUGAAAAUGUACUCCCCCACAGCCCAUCCUGU
Messenger RNA from Sinocyclocheilus grahami, 828 nucleotides. Its product is annotated as intraflagellar transport protein 20 homolog. The transcript is spliced from 4 exons. Bases 391 to 732 code for a protein of 113 amino acids. Gene Ontology annotation, biological process: protein localization to cilium; cilium assembly. The record is from RefSeq and is a predicted model, not a curated record. Gene Ontology annotation, cellular component: ciliary basal body; ciliary base; centrosome. Lineage: Eukaryota; Metazoa; Chordata; Actinopteri; Cypriniformes; Cyprinidae.